This is a messenger RNA of Synchytrium microbalum, 741 nucleotides long. RefSeq lists its product as uncharacterized. Gene Ontology annotation, cellular component: proteasome core complex; proteasome core complex, beta-subunit complex. NCBI's taxonomy places the organism in Eukaryota, Fungi, Chytridiomycota, Chytridiomycetes, Synchytriales, Synchytriaceae. The transcript has 5 exons. The record is from RefSeq and is a predicted model, not a curated record. Bases 1 to 741 code for a protein of 246 amino acids. Gene Ontology annotation, biological process: proteasome-mediated ubiquitin-dependent protein catabolic process.
AUGAUUGGAGAAGCUGUUGAUAUGGAAAUUCAUGCGUCUUGGCUAACUCUGGAAACAGUUCGGUUGGCUACAGCGGCUCAAGGUAGGGAACGGAAUAGUGAUGCUAAAUCACUGGAUAUUGCCAUUAACAGUAUCUUGGAGUACAAUGGUGGUGCCUUGAUUGCCAUGAAGGGCAAGAACUGUGUCGCAAUAGCUGCAGACAGACGAUUUGGUGUACAGGCAUUGACAUUGGGAACAGACCAUCAAAAGAUAUUCAGCAUCCAUGAUAAACUCUUUGUUGGGCUUGCUGGGCUCGCUACUGAUGUACAGACAUUGUCGCAACGCUUACGAUUUUCAGUCAACAUGUAUAAAUUGAGGGAAGAACGAGACAUCAAGCCAAAAACUUUUGCUCAUUUGAUGUCGUCUACGUUAUAUGGCAAGAGGUUUGGACCCUGGUUUACUGAACCCGUAAUCGCUGGUGUCGAAACAGACGGAACACCAUUCAUAUGUUCAACAGACUUGAUUGGUUGCAUCAACUUUGCCAAAGACUUUGUGGUGACGGGCACCGCUUCAAAUCAAUUAUACGGAAUGUGCGAAUCUCUGUGGGAACCUGAUCUAGAACCAGAAGACUUGUUUGAAGUCAUAUCACAAGCAUUAUUGAAUGCUGUUGAUCGUGAUGCAAUCUCAGGUUGGGGAGCAACUGUACAUGUCGUUACAGCUGAUGCCGUCAUGACGAGGAUGUUGAAGGGCAGAAUGGAUUAA